This is a messenger RNA of Capsella rubella, 1017 nucleotides long. RefSeq lists its product as uncharacterized. The record is from RefSeq and is a predicted model, not a curated record. Bases 287 to 652 code for a protein of 121 amino acids. NCBI's taxonomy places the organism in Eukaryota, Viridiplantae, Streptophyta, Magnoliopsida, Brassicales, Brassicaceae. The transcript has 2 exons.
CUCUCUCUCUCUCUCUCUCUCUCUCUCUCUCUCUCUCUCAGAGUCCUUUCUCACUCAUAAUUAAAUUAAGACUUAAUGUAAAAUCUAUCUAUCUCCUCUUUAAUUUUUCCUCUCUGUGUGUUCUUCUUUCUUGUAUAUAAAGGCCUAAGCUGAAGCGAUCCAACCACCAGUAAUAAGACAGAAGACUCUUCUUUUGUGUGAUUCAAACAAAGCACCCCAAGUCUUUUUUUUUUUUUUGUUUGAGAUCACAGAAACCUUCCUUGUCAAUCCGCAGGUUUCAAGAAGGAUGAGUCGAAGAAGUCCAAAGCUGGAACUGAAGCUGAAUCUUUCGCCGCCUACGUCAAGCCAGAGGAGGAUGGUUCGAUCCCCAAGCCGCUCUGCAACGACUUCACCGACGUCACCGCCAAGCUCUUGCGUCUCGUCGGAGAUGAACCAGGAUGAGCCGUCCGUGAGAUACUCGACAAGUCCGGAGACAACCUCGAUGGUUCUUGUCGGGUGUCCUCGCUGUCUCAUGUACGUCAUGCUCUCGGAAGACGAUCCUAAAUGCCCUAAAUGCAAAAGCACCGUCCUUCUUGAUUUCCUCCAGGAAAACGCCUCAAACGCAAACGCGCCAGCCGCUGCUUCCUCUGGUCGCAAGACUCGGAGGAACUGAAAGACGAGUAAAGUCAAAACCAAUCCUGUCCUCUUUAUGUUAAGUUCUUCUUUUAUUUAUUUUUCCCUCUUUUUUUUCUUUUUCUUUUUCUUUUCUUAUUGCGAAUGUAGCUGUUGUGUUUUAUGAGAGUAGUGCUAAUCACGCUCCACUCUAAAACCCCGAGAAGAGAGAGGUAGGAGAUGAAAUUAGGGUUACCCUAUUCAAAGAAAUUUCAAAAAAAAAAAAAAAAAAAAAGAGUGGAGCGCGAAUAGCACUAACUUUUCUUUUCUUGUUCUCAACAUUUUUCUACCAUUUGAGUUCUCUAAUGGAAGAAGAAUUUUUCUAUAUAUAUAUAUAUGCGUGUGAAAACAUGUGUCAUUAUCUUA